AUUUUACCGGAAGAAAAAUACUAUUAUCUUUGUCGUAGGAAUAUUACGUUUUUAUUAUAUUUAAUUACUAUUUAACAUUUUGAAUUAUAUAAAUCACGAUAUAUAUUAAAUAUUAAUUAGUCUUUGUUAUUUGCAAAAAUCGGUAUCUCACCUGCAUUCCAGCAGCAGUUUAUUAAUUUCGGUUACUAAACGAUUAACUCGUUUUUUAAUAACCCACAUACAAUAUGUCGGACACUGCAGGAUGGUGUCUGAUCGAGAGCGAUCCAGGAGUUUUUACCGAACUCAUUCGAGAAUUAGGUGUCACUGGAGCUCAAGUUGAAGAACUAUGGACGCUAGACAACAGCUUGUUCGACAGUAUUAAACCUGUUCAUGGUUUAAUAUUCUUGUUUCGAUGGAUUGGAGACGAUCAACCGGAUGGUCCUAUCGUGAGGGAUUCAAGGAUAGAGAAAAUUUUUUUUGCUCAACAGGUUAUUAACAACGCUUGUGCAACUCAAGCUAUUUUGAGUGUUUUAUUUAAUUGCCGCCAUCCUAGUAUUGAACUUGGUAGCACAUUGACAGAGUUUAAAGAAUUUUCCCAAAAAUUUGAUGCCAAUUUAAAAGGUUUGGCAUUAAGUAAUUCUCAAAAAAUACGUUCGGUUCACAACUCUUUUGGAAGGAGUGGUUCAAUUUUCGAGUUUGAUGACAGUGCUAAACCUAAGUCUAAGGAUGAAGAGGCAUACCAUUUUGUGGCUAUCGUACCUAUUGAUGGUCGUCUCUAUGAAUUGGACGGAUUGAAAGAAGGACCUAUUGAUUUAGGAUUGAUAAAACCUAAUACUGAUUGGAUUGAAGCUGCAAAACCAUUCAUUGAGAAAAGGAUAAAUAAGUAUAAAGAAGGAGAAGUACAUUUCAACUUGAUGGCUGUUGUUACCGAUAGGAAAUUAAUACUUGAGCGAAGACUGUUAGCUUUACAAACUGAAGACUUGGAUAAGGAUACUAAAUUGGCUCAAGAGAACAGCCUACGCAUGCAAAUCGACGACGAGGAUGAUAAAAUGAAACGUUACAAAAUAGAGAAUGCGCGACGCAAACAUAACUAUUUACCUCUUAUUGUUGAGAUACUAAAACUUUUAGCUAAGGAUGGUAAAUUAGUUCCCUUGUACGAAAGAGCUAAAGCCAAAACUUUAGAGCGAGAAAAGCAGAAAAUGGGUAAAACAUAAUUGGAGUUAUUAGCUUACCGUGCCAAAUUCAUUGUGAACUUAAGAGAAAAUUUGUAUUUGUAUUUUUAUUAUUAUAAAAAAAAAAAAAUAAUAAUAAUUAAAAGUUUUGAAAAAGUUCUUGAUGUUUUAAAUAUUAAAUAUGGUCACGUAUUUUUUCUUUUCGUUUUUAAUUAUUGUUUCAAAAUGAUUUACUCACUAAAGUACAGUGAGCUAUAAACAGUAUGAGUUUUACUUUCUUGCAUUAAUUUUAUUAAUAUUAUUAAAUAUUAUAAUAUAAAAUAUUAUGCUAACUUUAUGAAAAUAUACAUAAGUAAAUAACA
Molecule: messenger RNA, 1513 nt
Organism: Adelges cooleyi (spruce gall adelgid)
Lineage: Eukaryota; Metazoa; Arthropoda; Insecta; Hemiptera; Adelgidae
Gene: Uch-L5
Product: ubiquitin carboxyl-terminal hydrolase isozyme L5
Exons: 7
Coding region: 225-1193 (322 amino acids)
Biological process (GO): ubiquitin-dependent protein catabolic process; protein deubiquitination
Cellular component (GO): cytoplasm
Molecular function (GO): cysteine-type deubiquitinase activity
Source: RefSeq, a predicted model, not a curated record